Molecule: messenger RNA, 1599 nt
Organism: Urocitellus parryii (Arctic ground squirrel)
Lineage: Eukaryota; Metazoa; Chordata; Mammalia; Rodentia; Sciuridae
Gene: Cbx2
Product: chromobox 2
Biological process (GO): negative regulation of transcription by RNA polymerase II
Cellular component (GO): heterochromatin; PRC1 complex
Source: RefSeq, a predicted model, not a curated record
AUGGAGGAGCUGAGCAGCGUGGGCGAGCAGGUCUUCGCCGCCGAGUGCAUCCUGAGCAAGCGGCUCCGCAAGGGCAAGCUGGAGUACCUGGUCAAGUGGCGCGGCUGGUCCUCCAAACAUAACAGCUGGGAGCCAGAGGAGAACAUCCUGGACCCACGGCUGCUCCUGGCCUUCCAGAAGAAGGAACACGAGAAGGAGAUACAGAACCGAAAGAGGGGGAAGAGGCCCAGGGGCAGGCCCAGGAAGCACACGGUCACAUCGUCCUGCAGCCGUCGCUCCAAGCUYAAGGAACCCGAUGCACCCUCCAAAUCCAAGUCYAGCAGUUCCUCCUCUUCCUCCACGUCAUCUUCGUCUUCCUCAGAUGAAGAUGACGACAGUGACUUAGAUGCCAAAAGGGGUCCCCGAGGCCGUGAGACCCACCCAGUGCCUCAGAAGAAGGCCCAGAUCCUGGUGGCCAAGCCUGAGCUCAAGGAUCCCAUCCGUAAGAAGCGGGGGCGCAAACCCCUGCCCCCGGAGCAGAAGGCGGCCCGGCGGCCUGUGAGCCUGGCCAAGGUGCUGAAGACCGCCCGAAAGGAGCUGGGGGCCCCAGCCAGCAAGCUGCCCCCUCCACUCAGCGCCCCUGUGGCAGGCCUAGCGGCCCUAAAGGCCCAUGCCAAAGAGACCUGUGGCGGCCCCAGCACCAUGGCCACCCCGGAGAACCUGGCCAGCCUGAUGAAGGGCGUGACGGGCAGCCCCAGCCGUGGCGCCAUCAGCUGGCAGAGCUCCAUUGUGCACUACAUGAACCGCGUGGGCCAGAGCCAGGCCCAGGCGGCCAGCAGACUGGCACUCAAGACCCAGGCCUCCAGCAAGUGCGGCCUGGGGCUGGACCUAAAGAUGAGGACGCAGAAAGGGGAGCUGGGGAUGAGCCCCCCAGGAAGCAAAGUCCCAAAGGCCCCCAGCAGUGGAGCUGGGGAGCAGAAAGGGAGCAGCGCAGGGGGAGGACCCYACACCCAUGGCAGCAGCAAGGUCCCCGCCGGGUGCCCAGGCUCCCAGCUGGCACCCACCCAGGAGCUGAGCUUGCAGGUCUUGGACUUACAGAGUGUCAAGAAYGGCAUCCCUGGAGUGGGCCUGCUUGCCCGCCAUGCCACAGCCACCAAGGCCAUCCCUGCACCCCACCCCGGCACAGGGAAGGGCACUGGGGGUGGCCCGGGUGCUGUGAGUGCAGCCGGCAUGACCACUGAGGCGGGCAAAGGGGAGAAGCUGGCCUCCAGAGCAGCAGCACUGCCCACCCCUGCAGGCAAGAGGGAGAACAUCAAGAACAGCUCUGCCCCCGGGGGACAGGACGGCCACGCAGCCCCCGGAGAAGUCCGCAAGGCCACCAUGCUGUCGGAGAUGAGCACUGGUGAAGAGAACAGCAGCUCCGACUCGGACCCUGACUCGGCCUCGGUGCCAGGUGCCGGGCAGAGUCUGUCAGUGUCCGUCCAGACCAGCCAGGACUGGAAACCUACCCGCAGCCUCAUCGAGCACGUGUUUGUCACUGAUGUCACAGCCAACCUCAUCACUGUCACGGUGAAGGAGUCCCCCACCAGCGUGGGCUUCUUCAACCUGAGACAUUACUGA